AUGUGCUUGCUGCAGGUUGUUGUCAGGAAUCCUCAUAUAUCUGGUCGUUCAGUAUCAGAUGCUGUGGAUAACUUCUUUCAGAGGAAUCACCCAAAUCACUAUAUUGGUCACCAGGCUGUCUACAAUGCCAACAAAUUUGCUAAAUUUGUAAGGAGAAGAGAUAGGCUUCAAAAUUGGCUGGAUUAUUACCAGCUUAAGUUUGAAAGGCAUCCUGACAAGAGGCCAACUGUGAAGACAGGAUUCUUUGGGCUUUUGGGUGGAAAAGUUGAUGCUAUUGAGUACUACAAAAAGCUGAUUAAGGAUCUUGAUAAAAAAAUGACAUUGGAGCGCCAGAAAAUUAUAAAAGAUCCAAAAUCUAUUUUACCAGUUGCUUUUCUUUCAUUUGAUUCUCGUUGGGGAGCAGCAGUCUGUGCACAGACACAACAAAAUAAGAAUCCCACACUGUGGUUGACAAAUUGGGCUCCAGAACCUCGUGAUGUGCAUUGGCAAAACUUGGCCAUACCAUUUUUCUCUUUAACCAUUCGAAAAUUCAUAAUAUCCAUGGCAGUGUUUGCCUUGGUAUUCUUCUACAUGAUCCCCAUUGCUUUUGUGCAAUCCCUUGCAAAUUUGGAGGGUCUUGAAAGAGUUGCUCCUUUUCUCAGACCAGUAAUAGAAUUGAAAUUCAUCAAGUCCUUUCUUCAAGGUUUUCUUCCUGGUCUGGCUCUCAAAAUAUUUCUGUAUAUCCUUCCGACAGUUCUGUUGAUCAUGUCAAAAAUCGAGGGGCAUAUUGCAUUGUCAACUCUGGAGCGGAGAGCUGCUGCAAAAUAUUAUUAUUUUAUGCUUGUGAAUGUGUUCUUGGGAAGCAUAGUGACUGGGACUGCAUUUGAGCAAUUGCAUGCCUUCCUUCACCAAUCGCCCACAGAAAUCCCUAGAACUAUUGGAGUUUCCAUUCCCAUGAAGGCUACGUUUUUUAUGACAUACAUCAUGGUUGAUGGCUGGGCUGGAAUUGCUGGUGAGAUUCUCAGAUUGAAGCCAUUGGUUAUAUAUCAUCUCAAGAACAUGUUCUUAGUUAAAACAGAAAGAGACAGAGAGAAGGCAAUGGACCCUGGGAGCGUGGACUUCAAGGAGGCGAUUCCAAGUCUACAGCUAUACUUCCUUCUCGGUAUUGUGUAUGCUGUGGUGACACCAAUCCUCCUUCCUUUCAUACUGGUCUUCUUUGCCCUGGCAUAUUUGGUAUAUCGCCAUCAGAUAAUUAAUGUCUACAAUCAACAAUAUGAAAGUGCUGCUGCAUUUUGGCCACAUGUUCAUAGCCGUAUUAUAGCAAGCUUGCUAAUAUCUCAGCUUCUUCUGUUGGGUCUGCUGAGCACAAAAGAAGCAGCCAAAUCUACACCUUUGCUUGUAAUCUUACCUGUACUAACAUUAGUAUUCCACAAGUAUUGUAAGAAUCGUUUCGAGCCGGCUUUUAGGAAGUAUCCGCUUGAGGAAGCAAUGGCAAAGGAUAUACUGGAGAAAACCGCAGAGCCUAACCUGAACAUCAAGGCAUACCUGGCCGACGCAUACUUGCAUCCGAUCUUCCGGUCAUUCGAGGUAGAGGAAGAAGAGCUUGUUCAAGUCAGAGUAGACAAACAUCAAGCUCAGGGGACCGCUUCCCCAUCAAGUGAGCUCAGUUCUCCUUCCCCUCAACAUGCUCAUCAACCCUCUCCUCCUCACUAUGACUAUACUGCAUCACCGCCACAGGCCUAUUAUUAUCGCCCAUCUUCCCCUCCACAGUAUGUUUAUCACUAUCAAGUUGAACCUUGAAGCUAAUCAAUCUGAAUCUUCUACAUCCGUAAAAGCGAAUGCAUAUCAUUAAAAUGAUGAUAAGAUGAGAUGUUAAGCAUGAAGAUGGGGUCUGAGUUUUAUGUACAGUCACAUUCUUUUGUACUGCUUUCUCUUCAAAUGCAUGGGUGUAGAAGAUUAAAUCUGAAAGCAAACCCAGUCAAUGUUGCAAAGAAUCCUAACUCAUCAUUUCUUAGUUACUGAGAGACUUAGUUGUGUA
Messenger RNA from Prosopis cineraria, 2017 nucleotides. RefSeq names its product CSC1-like protein At1g32090. Gene Ontology annotation, molecular function: calcium-activated cation channel activity. Lineage: Eukaryota; Viridiplantae; Streptophyta; Magnoliopsida; Fabales; Fabaceae. The record is from RefSeq and is a predicted model, not a curated record. Gene Ontology annotation, cellular component: plasma membrane.